UAUUACGCUUUACUAGUGUUGUUAGUUUGGUUCAGUGAGACCUCAAACAUGGCUCAGCAGGAAUACAAAAUGCUUGGUGACAAAAUGUUCACCUACAAAGGAACUGUUUUAACUUUGGCAGAAAAUCAUGAUCUUACUCCAGAAUAUAUUGACAGUUUGGAGGAUUUUGAAACAAAGGAUGAUGAUGUCUUUGUUGUUACCUUCCCCAAAUCUGGUACCGUGUGGACCCAGCGGAUCAUGACGUUAAUAUAUGCAGAAGAUUUCCCGGACAAAGCCAACCAAAUCACAUACGAACAGAUGCCUUGGCUGGAGUAUCGGAUCACAGGGAGAGAUUACAACACACGUCCAUCUCCAAGACUCUUCUGCUCCCAUUUACUCCAGCCGCUGAUGCCCAAAAUGCUGCAAGGAAAAGGAAAAGUCAUCUAUGUCAUGAGAAACCCUAAAGACGUCAUGGUGUCAUAUUUCCAUUUUUCCAACAACAUGAAACAACUGGAUUCUUCUGAGAGCUUCGAUGUGCUGCUGGAAAAAUUCUUCACUGGAUACAUGGUUGGUGGCUGUUGGUUUGACCAUGUUAAAGGAUGGAUCACAAAUCAAGACAAAUACAACAUCCUGAUCCUUACUUAUGAAGAAAUGAUCAAGGACCUCAGAUCCGUCGUUGUGAAAAUCUGUGAAUUUGUGGGAAAGAAUCUGUCAGAUGCAGCGAUUGAUAAAGUGGUGGAGGCAGCAACAUUCAAGCACAUGAAGAAAGACCCGUUAGCCAACUAUGAAUCACUUUUCCUGACUGCCGCAGACCGUCCAAAAGGACUUUUUUUGCGCAAAGGAACAGUUGGGGACUGGAAGAACUCUUUAACCGUGGCUCAGAGUGAAUGUUUUGACCGUGUCUACCAGGAAAGAAUGAAGGACGUUCCUCUUAACAUGGUCUGGGAAAUCUCAGAAUUGCAUGGCUGAAAACUCAAGACUUGGCAUACAUUUUUACAAGCUUAUAAAGAUAAAACACUAGCAUUAUAAUAAAAGGAAACACUUACAUGA
Carassius carassius (crucian carp) is the source of this 1029-nucleotide messenger RNA. Its product is annotated as amine sulfotransferase-like. The transcript has 6 exons. The record is from RefSeq and is a predicted model, not a curated record. Gene Ontology annotation, cellular component: cytoplasm. Lineage: Eukaryota; Metazoa; Chordata; Actinopteri; Cypriniformes; Cyprinidae. Gene Ontology annotation, biological process: sulfation. Bases 49 to 948 code for a protein of 299 amino acids. Gene Ontology annotation, molecular function: sulfotransferase activity.